Misgurnus anguillicaudatus (oriental weatherfish) is the source of this 4915-nucleotide messenger RNA. RefSeq names its product NPC1-like 1 (gene npc1l1). Lineage: Eukaryota; Metazoa; Chordata; Actinopteri; Cypriniformes; Cobitidae. Gene Ontology annotation, molecular function: lipid carrier activity; cholesterol binding. Gene Ontology annotation, biological process: cholesterol homeostasis; sterol transport; intestinal cholesterol absorption. The record is from RefSeq and is a predicted model, not a curated record. Gene Ontology annotation, cellular component: plasma membrane.
AGAUAAGAGCCUGUUCAUCAUCAAUAUCACACACGUUCACCCAAUGAGGAUGAGGAGAGCUUUUAUUUCCUUCUAUCUAUCUGAUUUACACCACAAGCGCAGACAGAUUUAGAUUGGGCAUCUGUCUGUUUCUUCAAGUGUCUCUACUGCUAACACUCCACGGUCAGAAGACACGCAACUUAUGAAGAGAAAUGCACUGGCAUAGAAAGAGCUGGACUUGGGCCAUUACAUUGUGUACACUUGCUAUCUGCUUGGUCCUCAGUGGUGCUCAGCAUGAACCGGGCUACUGUGCAUUUUAUGAGGAAUGUGGCCUAAACCCUGAUGUGGGUGGGGCCCUCAUUCCCCCGAAGGUGCCAUGUAAGGACUACAGAAAAGCAGUGAGUGUGACGGGAGAGCAUUACAAGCUUUUGGAGGAGGUGUGUCCGAUGUUGGCCAAGGGUGACGGUCAGACCCACGCCUGCUGCACUGUAAAACAGCUCAACUCUCUGAGGGGCAGCCUGACGCUGUCCAAAGCCGUGCUGAACCGCUGCCCAUCCUGCGCUGACAACUUUGCACACAUUCACUGUAUUACCACCUGCAGUCCCAAUCAAAGCCAGAUAUUAAAAAUCACCAAAACGGUCAACAUCACCCAACCCCUGGGCAAUGUAAAGGAAGCAGUGACUGGUUACGAGACUUAUAUUUCGACCAGCUUCUCGGACGCAGCUUUUAGGUCCUGCCAAAAUGUACGAAUCCCAGCCACGGGAGGGUACGCCAUCGCCACUAUGUGCGGCCGGUACGGCUCGACACUGUGCACGCCGCAACGCUGGUAUGAUUUCCAAGGCGACUCUAGCAACGGACUGGCACCCUUAGAUAUAAAUUUUAGGCUCUUACCAGAAGGUCAAACAGCUGGGAUUCCACCAGGAGCUGUGCUGUUUUCAGAAAAAGCAUUGAAUUGUAAUGAGACCACACCCACAGGUGGCGAAGGUUGCUCGUGCCAGGAUUGCCUGCAAUCAUGUCCGGCCGUACCACAGCCAGGCCCUUUACCGGACCCGUUUAAGAUCGGUGAGCUGGAUGGUGUACUGGUCAUCUGCAUCAUAAUCUUCUCCAUCGUCUUCAUCCUGUUUGUUAGUUUCUUGGCAUUUAGGUACAGCACCCAACGACGCAAGUGGAAGGCCAAAGAUCAAAAUGAAAAUGUGAUCGACCAGAAGAUCAGUCCAAAAGAUGUCACGUGUUCUGACAGAGCAAGUCUCGCCACUCAGGACUUCCUGGGUUCGAUUUUCCAGACAUGGGGAACCCUAAUGGCUCAUCAUCCUCUGAAGGUACUACUGGCUUGCCUCGUGGUUGUGUUGGUCUUUGCGGUGGGAAUAAUAAACAUAGAGCUGACCACAGAUCCCGUCCAGCUCUGGUCGGCUCCCAAUAGCCGUGCGAGGCGUGAGAAGGACUUUCACGAUCUACAUUUCGAUCCAUUUUACCGCACCAAUCAGCUGAUCCUGACUGCUCCAAACCGGCCCAGCCACUUUUACAACUCCUUACUUUUUGGCGAGCAGAACUUCAGUGGUAUCAUCUCUAAAGAUUUGAUCUUGGAACUGUUAGAGCUUCAGAAGAAAAUCCAGGCAAUUGAAUUCUGGUCAGAAGAUUUAAACCGCACCGCCAGUCUUAAGGAUAUCUGCUAUGCGCCACUCAAUCCAAGCAACCCAUCUUUAACAGACUGCGCUGUCAACGGUCUGCCACAGUACUUUCAAAAUAGCGUUGAUAAUCUGAACGCCAAAGCAAACAUGACCGAGCUUGGUGUGACUAAGGAAGUAGAUUGGAGGGAUCACUUCAUCUACUGUGUAAACUCUCCAUUAUCAUUUAAAGACAUCACAGCCCUUGGUAUGAGUUGUAUGGCAGACUACGGAGCUCCUGUCUUUCCAUUCCUUGCUGUUGGAGGAUAUGACAAUGAAGAGUACACCACCGCGGAGGCUCUGGUCCUCACAUUCUCCUUAAACAAUUACGCACGAUCUGAUGUUAAAUUUAGGGUGGUUGAACAAUGGGAAAGCAAGUUCCUAGAAAUUCUCAAGGAGUAUCAAAGAGACCCGAAAACCAACUUCACAUUUGCUUACAUGGCUGAGAGGUCUUUGGAGGAUGAGAUAAACCGAACUACAGCAGAGGAUAUCCCCAUAUUCAUGAUAAGUUAUGCUGUCAUCUUCCUCUACAUAGCUGUGGCUCUUGGGGAAUAUUCAUCCUGGAAGCGAAUCCUGGUUGAUUCAAAGUUCCUGGUUGGAUUUGGUGGUAUUUUGGUUGUCGGCUGCUCUGUAAUGGUCUCAAUGGGAUUUUAUGCAUGGGUUGGUGUCCCAUCUUCAUUGGUCAUUCUACAGGUGGUGCCAUUCCUUGUGCUUGCUGUAGGAGCUGACAACAUCUUUAUUUUAGUCCUGGAGUAUCAGAGAGAUACACGCAGACCAGGAGAGACGAGAGAGGAGCAAAUAGGAAGAGUACUUGGAAACGUAGCUCCCAGCAUGUUGCUCUGCAGUUUAUCUGAAUCUGUUUGUUUCUUCCUGGGUGCUUUGAGCACAAUGCCUGCUGUAAGGUCUUUCGCCCUGUAUGCUGCAUUGGCCGUGCUAAUGGACUUUAUACUCCAGAUGACGGCUUUUGUGGCUGUGUUGUCGCUUGAUGCUCGACGUCAGGAUGCAAACCGCUGCGAGAUUGCUUGCUGUGUUACUGUAAAAACCCCACGCCCCUCCAAACCUAACAAGGGGUUCCUCCUCCCAUUAAUGAAAAAAUACUACGCUCCUGUGCUGCUGAACCCCAUCAGCAGGAUAAUAGUGAUGCUGGUGUUCUUUGCAAUGUUCUGCGCCUCUGUGUUCCUCUUGUUUCAUGUUAAAGUAGGCUUGGAUCAAGAACUUGCCAUGCCAACUGACUCCUACAUGUUGGACUACUUUGCAUAUCUCUAUAAGUAUUUUGAGGUCGGCGUGCCCACAUACUUUAUUACAACCAAAGGGUUUAACUUCAAUAGCGUGAAUGGCACGAACGCUGUGUGUUCUAGUGUGGGAUGUGACCAGUUCUCCCUUACUCAAAAGAUCAGAUACGCCACCGAAUACCCCGAACGAUCUUAUUUGGCUAUACCAGCAUCCUCUUGGGUGGAUGACUUCAUUGAUUGGCUAAACCCUGGAUCCAAAUGUUGUCGCCUCUAUACCAGGGGUCCAAACAAUGGCACAUUUUGUGCGGCAAAUGAGAGCGAUUAUCUGUGUUUAAAGAAGUGUAUGACAAGACCCCCAAAUGGUGUUUUGCGACCAAAUACUGAUGAAUUUAACAAGUUUCUACCAGACUUUCUUGGUAACAGACCUGACCUGCAGUGUCCAAAAGGAGGCUUGGGAGCAUAUGAUAAAGCUGUAGUCAUAGACAAUGCUACUGGGGAAAUAACAGCCUCUCGCUUCAUGGCCUACCACACUCCUCUGGUGAACUCUCAGGAAUUUACAGCAGCUCUGGCGAAGGCGAGAGAACUGGCCCACGAAAUCACCAUGACUAUGAGAAAGAUACCCGGUACCGAUCCUGACUUUGAGGUCUUCCCUUACACUAUUACAUACGUGUAUUACGAACAGUACCUGACUAUUGUGAACGAGGGCGUGUUCAACAUCUGCAUGUGUCUACUUCCCACGUUCAUCGUGUGUUGUAUCCUGCUCGGUAUGGAUUUGAGAUCAGGCUUUUUAAACCUGCUCACCAUAGUGAUGAUCACUGUGGAUACGGUUGGCGUCAUGACGCUGUGGGGCAUCGAUUUCAACGCCGUUUCACUUAUUAACCUUGUAACGGCUGUUGGUAUAUCAGUGGAGUUUGUUUCUCAUAUCACACGCUCAUUUGCUCUCAGUACUUGCCCCACAAAAGUGGAAAGAGCAAAAGAAGCCACAGCUAACAUGGGAAGUGCGGUGUUUGCUGGUGUUGCAAUGACCAACCUACCAGGAAUUGUGGUGUUGGCAUUUGCUAAGGCACAGCUCAUUCAGAUCUUCUUCUUCAGACUUAAUCUGGUUAUUACUUUACUCGGCAUGGCCCAUGGACUCAUAUUUUUGCCUGUCCUGCUCAGUUUCUUUGGGCCUGGUGUGAACAAGGCAGUUCUGCUCCAGAUUCAAGAAAAAAAGGCCACAGAGAAGGAACUCCACAUAUACAACAACACCAACUUUGAAAACAACGAAAAGCCUGCCAAUGGAGAGCCCACAUCAAUAAAGAACGGCAUUAUUCCCAUCAACAGCCCAGAAGAGCCUGCAGAAAAGCCAGCAGAAGAGCCUGCAAAAGAGCCUGCAGUGGAAAUUAACAUGUCUUAGUCAAAGACUCUUAUGAACUAAUUUUCCUCAUCCCUGCAGUACAUUUACCUCUGCAAUUACAUUGACUUUGUAGUUAUAAAUAAAUGGGCUGUCUGCCAUUAUUUAGACUAUUGCAGGUGAGCACCUGGGGAUACAUCAUUAGUCAUAUAGCUUCCCGUAUACAUGCACUUUCAGUUUGAGACCAUGAAACAUUUGAUCAGGUUAAUGCAGAAGUCAAUGCAAGGCUUCCUAUAUCUUUUGAUAGCACUGUUACUGCUACAAAACUGUACAGUUUAUUGUCAUUUGGGGAUUGUGGUGCUCACAGGUGACACCCAGCAUACAACUUGAGUGUUUUAUUGACAUUUUCGUUUCAUGUCACAUUUAACAUUCUGGUCACGCCUGGGACAAAGUUGUAAUUCACGUUCUAUAUUCAAUACCUUUAGAAUUAAGAAAAUUUGUUGUAUAGGAUUAUUUUACUUUUUAUUCAAUUGUAAACAUUUGUUGAAAAUAUAAUUAUGUAAUUUAUCAUUUUUUAAGUUUCGUAUUUUCGGAAAGGAAGAAACAACCCCUAGUAUCACUCCAGUAUAAAAAGUGUAAAGAGAGUUUGCUCUUGUGUUGCGAAUUACUGUAGUAAUAUUAAAUGCACUUUGUGUUUCUGUAAAUUC